AUGAAGAAAUACAUAUUUAUACUAACUUUAGUCACACAAAAUAUACUAGCAUACAGUAUAUUCAGUAAACAUAACGACAAAGGCUCUUUCAAAAACAAAGAAGAAUAUAAGUCAAAGUCAGAAGGGAAAUACCACAGCAAAGGAGCAUCAAAAGGAAUGGACCCUUAUAAAAGUAAUAACCCUUAUAAAAAUAAUAACCCUUAUAAAAAUGACGGUUAUAAAAAUCCAAAUAAGGAAAUGAAUAAUCCUUAUAAAAAUAAUAACCCUUAUAAAAAUGACAGUUAUAAAAAUGACGGUUAUAAAAAUCCAAAUAAGGAAAUUAACAACAAUUACAAAAAUGACAGUUAUAAAAAUAACCAAGGUUAUCCACCCACUAAAAUGAACAAUCCAAGCCAUAACCCAAUGAAACCAGAUAUAAACAUGACUAACCCAUCAUUCCACAACACAGGCCCAGGCGUAUACACAGGAUACAGCACACUAAGAACAACAGAAAUGCAAGAUGGCCUAGCAGCAGCAAAUGUAAUAGGCAAUUACUACAGCAGCCUAAUAGAAAGAAAAGGUGCAAUCCCAGGGAUUACGCCUAUUUCAGGAAUAAUGGCAUAUCCAGUAGGGGGUGGUAUAUAUAGUGACUAUUGGGGUAAAAUACAAUUUAAAAUGAAUCAAGAUGGGGGACUAAUUGAUUCAUCAGGAUAUUUCACUGGGGUUCCCGUUGAAUCAAAGGAUGAAAUUAUUUCAACUGGAAUUUUAUCAGAUAUUGGCUUCUAUCAGGCCAGGGAUCUAUCAAAAGACGUUAUGAGCCAGAAUUAUAUCUCUGCAAAAAUGUUAAUUGAAGACAUUUCCAAUACAACAAAGAAGGAUAUCCAGGAAUUACACGAUGAGAAGUUCAGUGGAGACUUUUUAUCUGGGGUUAUGAAAUAUUUUAAGAGUGGUAGGGGGCAACCUGGUAAGGAAAAGUCAUGUAUGACAGUUUGUAUAUGCAGUGAUCCCACGUGCUCAAAGAAGUGCAAGUCAAUUAAGUGCAUUGAACCAAUGUAUUUAUUGUAG
This is a messenger RNA of Nematocida ausubeli, 1044 nucleotides long. RefSeq lists its product as uncharacterized. Lineage: Eukaryota; Fungi; Microsporidia. The transcript has a single exon. Bases 1 to 1044 code for a protein of 347 amino acids. The record is from RefSeq and is a predicted model, not a curated record.